This is a messenger RNA of Enterobius vermicularis (human pinworm), 815 nucleotides long. Lineage: Eukaryota; Metazoa; Nematoda; Chromadorea; Rhabditida; Oxyuridae. The record is from the annotation of a GenBank genome assembly.
UUAUGUUGGCAACCAUGAACGGUGUUGCAACACACACGAACAACGCUGCAGCUGCAGCUGUUGGUAAUACUAACAACACCAGUGCAGCAGCUAAUCCAUCAAAAAUUCUUGGUGUUCGUCAGCACUGUUAUCUAUGCGAUCUACCCAGAUGGCCAUGGGCUAUGUGCUGUGAUUACAAUGAGCCGGUAUGUCGAGGCUGUGUAAACUAUGAGGGACCGGACAGAAUUGAAAGUGUUAUUGAAACGGCUCGACAAAUGAAAAAAGCUUAUGGUUUUGCAAUUGGUGAACAACCAACAGGCACGGCUCCAGUUCGAGCUAUUGCUCAAGUAAUAAUGCUGUUCAGUCGUUUUUCACCAGCAGUUAAUCGAGGUGUCAAUGCAAUUACAGCAAUUCAGGCCCCAAUUGCCCAACAACAGCAACAACAAGUUGCUGCUGCUGCAGCUGCUGCGGCUGCAGUUCAAAUGCCACAGAUUCCACAACUUAAUACACUUGCUGAAGCAUUUGCUCAACAACAACGAUUGAUGAGCUUAGCCGGUAGGCAACCAAAUCAGUUUACUGCCGAUGAACUUCACCAAUUACAGCAAAUGCAACGACCGAUACAUCCACAAAAUUUGUUGAUGCAACAUGGUUUACCAAUAAAUAUGUUCCCAAAUUUGGUUGCAAGUAGUGUGGCAAAUCUCUUACCACCAAAUGCGACACUUAAUCCAGCAGUUGCUGCAUCACGUAAACGUGAACAUGAAAUUGAGGAGAUUAAGCCAGAUAUUUACGGAAAAGUACAACGAGGUAAAGCUUUUUUUCUUCACUUUUUUUUUGCU